UCUCUCUCUCUCUCUCUCUCUCUCUCUCUCUCUCUCUCUCUCUUUAAGUUUUCCCAUCUAACAUUUAUAUUUUAUUUCAAUUAAAAUAGUUUUAGUUUAGUUUAGUUAACCGUAACAACACUGGUAAAAAGGGAAUAAAAUUAUUUCCUUGUCUUCGGUCCAUGCUUCCAUUUUUUGAUGUACAAAAUGUGAGAGACGGCUAAAUACAGUUUCUAGUAAUAGAAAUCUUCAUAUUUCUAACACAAUGACUUGAACAUCAUUUUAACAGAUUAAGUAUAAAUGAUGACACUGCUAGAAUUGUUGAACACAGUCAAUAAGUCCAAGACCUCUGGGGCGAGACAGACCAAAAUCAAUAUUUAAGGUAUGUGAUGGAAAAAAUCAUAUCUUACCAUGCUAAGUUACUUUUAUAUUAGAUAAAAGCUUACAUUACUUAUCUAAUAACUAUACCUUUAGAACACAGGAUUUGUGCCUUUAUUGUUUUACAAAAAAGUGAUAAGCUCCAAGUUUGUACCCCAUCUGUGGAAACUACAACACAGCCUUCUGAAUCCUUAUUAGGUCAAUGUUUUUAUAACUAAACUGACCUGAUUGACCCUUCCCUUUCAAAACAUGUGCGUCACAAUGUAAAUGACUUCCACAGAACUAAGAAGUGAACUUUGAAACAUGGAAAACAGAGUUUAUUGUGUGUUUAAACAGUUUAAAGACAAAAUAAAGAGUGGCUUACUGGGAAGGAGGAUCGCAGAAUGGGCUGAAACAUUUGAAGAAUGGCAGUGAGCACUGAGACACCAUAUGGUAAGUUAAUGGACACUUCAGAUUCUGCAUAUUUGAACUCACUCAGUCUGUUACAUGACUUUUGAUAAGGUAGGUGGGGUUAAAAAUAAAGCCUUAUGACAGAUUUCAUUCAUAUUAACCUGUUUGGUCUGCUUAUUGUGAGCAUCUGAAUGUACCUUACCUUUGAUUUGGCUGUCUUGUCUGGGUCUUGGUUAGUCGAUCCAGAGGGUGGUUCUCUGAUGGGACUUGUGUUGCUGGGUCGAAGACAUGCUGGUAAGAGCUCAGUGGGAGACCUUAUCCUUGGACGCAGUGAGUUUAAGCCUGGGAAGAAGACGACUCGGUGUGUGAGGAGAUUCGGCUGGGUGGACGGAGUGAGGCUUGCUGUAGUGGACACUCCAGGAUGGAGUCUCUUCGGUAUGGCUGACGCCAAACUGGUGAAACAGGAGAUCCUGCGCAGUGUGAUGUUGGCCCCUACUGGAUAUCACAUAUUUCUCCUCGUUAUCCCAGUGGACUCUUUCAGCAAGCGGGACGGACACGCUAUGGAGAAAUAUCUGGGUAUUCUUGGGGACAUGGUGUGGUCACGCACUCUGGUGCUCUUCACGUGGGGCGAUGAGUUAAGAGGCAGCACUAUUGAAAAACACAUUCAAAAGAACGGUGAACCUUUGCAGGAGAUCCUGAGGAAGUGUGGACACAGGUACCAUGUUGUGAACAAUAAAUGUCUAGAAGACUUUAAUCAGGUCACUGAGCUGCUUAACAUUUUAAAGCAAAUGUGUGCCAGGACUGGUUGAACCUAGAAUGGACCUGUGUUUAGGCCUAUGGUAUGUAAUAUUUGUUGUUUAUUUUUAAACUUUUCAUUCUUUAUGCUUCCAUUUCAUAUAGAUAUGUCUGAUGCUAAAAAGUUGUUACCAGUGACAUUUAGAUGAAUGUAAUAUUUGUAAAAGUGCAAUUUUUUAUUUUGCGCAGACCAAUAUGGCAGUUAUUUAUUAGACAUUUUUAACCUUGAAAUAACAGUUUCAAAAUCAUUCUGAUGGUUAACUGACUUAUAAAGCGAGUGGCUUAUGUUGUGGUUCUAAGUAGCUGCUUACAUUAAAUUUAGUUGGUUUUGUGUGGAA
Messenger RNA from Cyprinus carpio (common carp), 1880 nucleotides. RefSeq names its product GTPase IMAP family member 4. The transcript has a single exon. The record is from RefSeq and is a predicted model, not a curated record. The coding region runs from base 939 to 1556 and encodes 205 amino acids. Gene Ontology annotation, molecular function: GTP binding. NCBI's taxonomy places the organism in Eukaryota, Metazoa, Chordata, Actinopteri, Cypriniformes, Cyprinidae.